AUGUGAGAGGGACACAUCCACUGGUUGUCUCUCGUAAAACCCUGACCAUGACCAGGGACGUACUAAAACAGAAGUAUAGGUAUGUGCCCUUGACUGGAAUUGAAUCCGGGACUCUGGUUUGUGGGGCGACACUCUAACUGCUGAGCCAAACCAGCCAGGGCUAUCUGGUCUUAACAGAACCAGUAUAAUCAUUUUAAUGUAGAAUAAUUCUUUCAUGGUUUUACAUUUUGGGCAUAUAGCAAUUCUAGUAAUUCUACAUAUUUUCCACCCUUAACCACAGGAAUUUCACAUUGAGCAUACUAGAUCUGUAACUCAUUGCUUAUGAGGGAAAUGAAUUUCUUAGUAAUAUUGUUCUUGGAAACCGGAGCAGGGAACUAACCUUUGUUGAAGAAGAGAGGAAACUGGAGAUUGGAAAAAAGUGAUUUAAACAGUCAAGUUAAAUCAAGCUGGGUAAUCAUGGCAGAAGGUGGAUUCGAUCCCUGUGAAUGUGUUUGCUCUCAUGAGCAUGCGAUGAGAAGGCUGAUCAAUCUGUUGAGGCAGUCCCAGUCCUACUGCACAGACACAGAAUGUCUUCAGGAAUUACCAGGACCCUCUGGUGACAAUGGCAUCAGUAUUACCAUGAUCCUGAUGGCCUGGAUGGUUAUUGCAUUGAUCUUGUUUCUACUGAGACCUCCUAACCUAAGAGGAUCCAAUCUAACUGGAAAGCCAGCCAGUCCUCAUAAUGGACAGGAUCCACCAGCCCCUCCUGUGGACUAACUUUGUGAUAUUGGAAGUGAAAAUAGUUAACACCUUGCACGACCAAAUGAACGAAGAUGACCAGAGUACUCUUAACCCCAUUAGAACUGUUCUUCCUUUUGCAUCUGCAAUAUGGGAUGGUAUUGUUUUCAUGAGCUUCUAGAAAUUUCAUUUGCAAGCUUAUUUUUGCUUCCUGUGUUACCAUCAUUCCUAUUCACAGUGUAUUUGAGUAAAUGAUUAUAUUUUAAAAAGUUACAUGGGCCUUUUUGGUUAUCCUAAACUCAAACAUUCCACUCAUUCUAUUUGUAACUGUGAUUACAAUUUUGGUGAUGAUUUCUGGCCCGAUUGAAGGAAAUUGGAGAUCUCUGCACUUAAAUAUUUUAAAUAGUUUUGAUAGGUUUUGAAGUUGCUUUUUUCAUAGGGUAUUUAUAAAGUUAUUUGGGAUUGUCUGAGAUUGUAUGAAAGAAAAUUAGAACCACACUGUAUUUCUACGUACCUUGGUAGUUAUUUGUGGGUGGGUGUCAGUUCUUGGGACUGUGGCAGCCUUUGUAAUAUUUUACAAGUUACAGCUGAAAUCUGUAUCAUCGACUACAACUGGCUUAUGUGACUAGACAAGGAAGAGAGAAGACGUGAAAUAACUGUUUACUAAGUUUUUUAUUCCCAUAAAAUGUCUAAUAUUAAGAAAACUUUAAAUAAACAUGAUUUAAAUAUGGUGGAUGAUUUACAGUCCAUUAUAUGACAUUUGAAGCCACUGUAUACUAACUAGCCUUACAAGAUUCACGAAAGGAGGAAAAUUAUUCAUUCUUUUUGCCUUUGCCAGGUAUAAUCUAUACAGUAAUAAUUUAAUCUGUAAUUUAUUUUUUAAAUGGGUGCCUCUCAGAAAGCUUCCUUUCUGUUCAAACACUUCCCUGUUAAAUGAAACUCCUAAAGCUAGCUGUAUUGGGGGCUUGUUUGCCUACUGACAUUUGAAUGCUAUUUACUCUAAGUAUUUUGUUGUCCUUCUGACUUUUAAAAAUAUUUAAUGAAUUCCUGGUUUACUCCAAGGAAAAAAGAGGAAAAUGAGAAACAAUCAAGGGUCUUUUUCUUACCCUAUAUCUCAUUCUUAUUUGGUAAUAGGAUGGAUUGGGGU
This is a messenger RNA of Molossus molossus (Pallas's mastiff bat), 1864 nucleotides long. It is a transcript of the gene SMIM14, whose product is annotated as small integral membrane protein 14. Gene Ontology annotation, cellular component: endoplasmic reticulum. The record is from RefSeq and is a predicted model, not a curated record. The coding region runs from base 457 to 756 and encodes 99 amino acids. The transcript has 5 exons. Lineage: Eukaryota; Metazoa; Chordata; Mammalia; Chiroptera; Molossidae.